AGGUCAAAGUCCAUCUCUCCAGUUAGUUCACUUUGUCCCGUGUUGAGACGCAGAUGUUUCUCCAUGUUCAACUUUUGCUUGUGUCUCAGUUAGUUUCCUCCGUCUGAAGCUCCAGCUGAAGAUGAGAGGCUGAGUUCAGCAGCAUGGAUCAGUGUGAGGACAGAGGAACCACUCUGUGUGGGGAACAGGACCGCCAGAACAAAGCUCAGAGCCCAGAGCAGCAGCUCACACCUGAGUCUGCUGGACCUGGACCUGAACCUGAACCUGAACCUGGACCUGAACCUGGACCUGGACCUGGACCUGGACCUGGACCUGAACCUGAACCCAGCUGUGUGUCCAUGAAGAUUGACUGGUCUAAGGAUUUACCUAUAGACUUCAAAGAUGGACGUCACUCUAUUGAUCCAAGGAGAAAGCUGGAAGAACCAGAACCCAGCUGUGUGUCCAUGAAGAGUGACUGGUCUAAGGAUUUGAUUAUAACCUUCAAAGAUGGACGUCACUCUGUUGAUCAAAGAGUGGAUCAGGAGAUCUCAGAGGUUCCCAGUGGUCAGUCUACCCAGCAGCAUCAAACACACCUGGACUCCAUAUUUAUGGUCUGUACAUGUACAACAACUACUUUUACAUCUAUCUUGUUCACAAUCAUCUCGUGCACUUUAUAG
Molecule: messenger RNA, 656 nt
Organism: Sander lucioperca (pikeperch)
Lineage: Eukaryota; Metazoa; Chordata; Actinopteri; Perciformes; Percidae
Product: procyclic form-specific polypeptide B1-alpha-like
Exons: 6
Coding region: 144-656 (170 amino acids)
Source: RefSeq, a predicted model, not a curated record